Molecule: messenger RNA, 630 nt
Organism: Parastagonospora nodorum SN15
Lineage: Eukaryota; Fungi; Ascomycota; Dothideomycetes; Pleosporales; Phaeosphaeriaceae
Exons: 2
Coding region: 1-630 (209 amino acids)
Source: RefSeq, a predicted model, not a curated record
AUGACCUGGUCUAAGUGCUUAUGUACACUUGCAUAUUCCACCAGACUCGAAGCUUAUCUCCCGCAGUUCAUCACUGCUGCUCGUGCAUCACCUGUCGCAAAACAGAAAGACUUCACGAUGGACAAUUCAGGCACCCUCGGUAGCGCAAGGCCUCCGAAGCGUGCUCGCCUCUCACUCCAGGACUUCAAAUGCACACCCAAAAUUCACCAUCAAGACGCCGCAUCUUAUCAGCAGAUCGAUGGUUCUGGCGACUACUACCAGCAAGGCUGUACACAUGAAGCCAGGCCUAGCAUCAUCCAGCCUUCGCUCCCACACACGCACUCUCAAUCCCAACCCAUUCGUCCCCAGCACCAUCAAGCAGUCACGCAAGUUUCUUCUCGCCCACCCUACCGCAAGCCAGAAAGCGCAGUCACCGAUAUUCUACCUUACUGCACCACCGAACCGCCACUGAAACAAGAGCAAGUCAUCGCGCUGAGCGACGUCGUGGGAAGCGUCGGCGAACUUGUCCUUCUCGCGCUCAGCGCUGCAAGUGGUGAUCGUGAAUGUGCGGAGGUAAUGGAGAGCGCAGUGGGCGCAGCGACAGCGAGUAGUAUCGUCGAUUUCUUCACCGAGGAGUGGGAGGUCGAGUGA